AUGGUAACUGGAAAACCGCACGCCGGCGCUGACUCCUUCGUGCCCUAUCCGCCUUCAGCACCUCAGCGCGAGGUUUCCCCCGCCUCCCCGCCGUCAAAACGAGAUCUCACAACAUGGUGGAGGCAAUUCAAGAGGAAUACUAGGAAGGAGGAACCGAAAGAGAAAACACAGCAAGGUAUCUUCGGUAUCCCGCUCAAGGUCAGCAUCAAGUACGCAAACGUCGCUAUCUCCCUCACAAACGACAAUGGAGAGAGUUUCAUUUACGGCUACGUGCCCAUAGUCGUCGCAAAGUGCGGAGUGUUCUUGAAGGAGAAAGCGACCGAUGUUGAGGGAAUUUUUCGUCUAAAUGGGUCUGCAAAGCGGAUCAAAGACCUUCAGGAGAUUUUCGACUCUCCCGAGCGAUAUGGGAAAGGCCUGGAUUGGACUGGAUAUACUGUCCACGAUGCAGCAAAUGUCCUUCGACGCUACCUUAAUCUGCUCCCAGAACCAAUUGUCCCCUUGGAAUUUUACGAGCGAUUCAGAGAGCCCCUUCGCAAAUUCCAGUUGCAGGCAGAGGAAAAAGGAACAUCUCAACAGGACUCGGAGGCCACAGAACAUGCGAAAGCUGUUGCUGCUUACCAGCAGCUGAUCAGGGAGCUCCCUCCACUCAACAAGCAGCUACUGCUAUACAUUCUUGAUCUGCUCGCGGUCUUUGCCUCGAAAUCGGACCAGAAUCGAAUGAACUCGGCCAAUCUAUCCGCCAUUUUCCAACCCGGGUUACUUUCCCAUCCGCAGCACGAUAUGUCGCCAGAUGAGUAUAAGUUGAGCCAAGAUGUCUUGAUCUUCCUUAUUGAAAACCAGGAUCAUUUCCUGGUCGGCAUGAACGGUACAGCUGCUGAUGAGCAAACUGUGAAGGAAGUUGAAUCUGGCAAUGCUCGCCCUCCGACGUCUCAAUCGACCAUCCGUCGCUCUGUCUCCAGUGCCAGUGGGGGAGCUGAAAGCUUCAAAAAGUACGAGUCGCUCCGAAGGAACGUUUCCGUAUCUUCCAAGAACUCGCGUGCCUCGAACAAUGUUUCAAAUCCCGCCACUCCCACCUCCAUGGGUGCUGUGGGGGUGCACCGGAGUAACACAUUACCGUCCAAGAUGUCUCCCGCUACUCGAUAUAGUCGAGUCGUGGAAUCCUCAAAUUUGAACGCCCCGGGAACGUCUCCGCAUCAGUCCCGAUCUUCAAGCCGCACACCGCCAUCCACCGGGAAUGGGGUACAAUCUCCCCCGGCAUCUGUCAAUACCGAAGCGGCCACCCCUGGGCUCAUAUAUGUGCACUCAGCCACACAUGGUCCGAUGCCAAAACGUUCGUCCGAGGUUGAACGUGCCCCGGAGAAGCUGGAGCAAAAGUCCGAGCAGAAGCCCGAGAAGCCUCGGGAUGUUAUCUUGCCACCACCUACAACGUCAUCCCCUCCACCGGCUGUUGUUACUCCGACCAGGGAGCGUAAACUCUCGAGUCUUUUCAGCAAAUCCCCCCCGCCAGGCGGAGACUCUAGAGAGACGCGGCAACCAAAUAGAUUGAAGAAGAAGCGAAUCCCUGGAAGUGCAAGUGAGAGCGCGCAAAGUUCAUCCAUCUCGCUCCAAGGCGCAACAUCCGAGUCAGCAUUGAUCACAUCGCAGGUGCCGCCGCGAUCAGAAUCCGCACAUGAUGACGGGGGCGCUACUCCCAAACCACCCAACAACUCAACCCCAGAGGAAUCUGAGGCUCAGAGAGUGGGAAGAUCCGAGAAAAGAGCGGGCCAAUCAGAAAAUGGACAAUCAGCUGCAGAUGCCUUACGUCCACAUGGUUCGCGGACGCCCUCUAUGAACUCGCGGUCCUCUUUCACGGACUAUUCUGAUGUUGAUCACACUGAUGACGCAUCUCGCUCCGAGCGUAAAGAACACCGCCGGAGUUGGCGCUUCCCGCGAUCCGCAAAGCGAAGCAAUGAGCAAAUUGGCCUCGGCUUGGCGUCACCCCCGCUUACGGCUUCAAGUCCGGGGGCAGACCGCAGUACAAGUUCAAUAGGUAGCUGGCACCAUUCCAGCAAGAGCUCACCUUCCGAUCUCCAGCAGUUCGCAAACGAUCCUUCUUCUCAGCCGCUAAGUCUAGAUGCUGAGGUUCAUAACAACGGUACUGCCAAGGAAAUCCCACCUUCAGAGCCUGAGAAGCGAAGUCUCUUCGGAAAGUUCAAGGCCAAAGUUGCCCAGGUUAGGGAUGGAGUACGUGAGUCAUCAGACAGGGAUAGAACAAGGAGCCCUGUGAACUCCGAUGAUAUCUCGGCUUCAAGUCAAACUCUGCCUCCUCCCAAGGAUACUACUAGCCCUCGGCCGGCUCCCAUUGACGUGAACCGAGAGCCAAAAGAGGCACAGACUACCACACCAGUGUCCCCUCUACCCAGUUCCGGAUUACCACCUCCUAUUCCUGAAGAGCCCCAUACUCCUGACAGUCCCGUGGCGCCGGUCAACCCGAUUACGCAGGCGGAGAAGGUGGACAAGCUCGACAAAGUUGAGGAAAAGACAGAUGAAAAAGAGGUUGAGAAGGCAGUAGCUACCGAGGCGACUGCGUCAGAAACACCCCAAACAACCCAAGCACCUGCAGCUGAGACUGAAAAAGAGGUCGAGGCCGCUGAGGCCGCGCCGAAAGCACAGUGA
Messenger RNA from Aspergillus puulaauensis, 2655 nucleotides. RefSeq names its product putative Rho GTPase activator (Sac7). The record is from RefSeq and is a predicted model, not a curated record. Gene Ontology annotation, molecular function: GTPase activator activity. The transcript is spliced from 3 exons. The coding region runs from base 1 to 2655 and encodes 884 amino acids. NCBI's taxonomy places the organism in Eukaryota, Fungi, Ascomycota, Eurotiomycetes, Eurotiales, Aspergillaceae. Gene Ontology annotation, biological process: regulation of fungal-type cell wall organization; signal transduction; activation of GTPase activity. Gene Ontology annotation, cellular component: cell cortex.